Molecule: messenger RNA, 237 nt
Organism: Galeopterus variegatus (Sunda flying lemur)
Lineage: Eukaryota; Metazoa; Chordata; Mammalia; Dermoptera; Cynocephalidae
Product: beta-defensin 105-like
Exons: 3
Coding region: 1-237 (78 amino acids)
Biological process (GO): innate immune response
Cellular component (GO): extracellular region
Source: RefSeq, a predicted model, not a curated record
AUGGCCCUGAGCAGGAAGAUGUUUUAUUUUAUCUUGGCUUUGUUCUUCAUUUUGGCUGAACUGCCAACAGUGUGCCAGGCAGGCCUUGAUUAUUCCCAGUCAUUUCCAGCAGGUGAGUUUGCUGUCUGUGAACCGUGCAAGCUUGGUCGGGGAAAAUGUAGGAAGGUAUGCAUGGAGGAUGAGAAAAUUGAUGGACGCUGCAAGCUGAACCGUUUCUGUUGCCGACGGAGGGUGUGA